AUGUUGGCGAAAGAAGAUUUGUCGAAAGCUUUUGAGGAUAUUCUUGAAAGUGUUAUCGAAGAGACUGGUUUAGGAACAUCUAGUGAGUUUUAUAUUUGGCGAAAAAUCAAUAUUUUUUGAUUUUCAUAGGCGGAGUUCAACUAAAUCGACAUCAACAGAGAACAGUAGAUCGGUUGCAUAAAUUUGUGAAUUCUUCCGAAUAUAAACGAUCAUCCGGUUCGAGGUAAUUUUUUUUAAGGAUCUGAAAAGGCAUUUGUACCUGGGGGAGGGGAACCUGAGACCUUUUAGAUCACAACAAAUUUGAAAAAAUUUCAGCGCUUCAACCAGCGAGACAAUAUCAUUUUGCGAUGAUUUUAUCGCUGAUUGGGAAGCCUCUGGACUUAACUCAUCUCCAGUUCAACAAUUAAUAAAUCUACUAAAUCGCCCGCAUAUUCGAGGUCUUUUAUGGUCAACCGAAGAUGUUUCUGCGAAAAGAUUUGCUCCAGAAUUACCUGCAGUGCCUUUCGAAGUUGAUGAAGAUGAAGGAAUCGCUGUGAAAAUUGUGAGUUCUAAGAGAAAUUGAGAAAUGUUUGCUGAACUAACACGCAUAAAACUUUAUUUGUUUACUCACAUAAAAUAUAAUCUGUAAAAAAAAGAACAAAUUUAUAGGUUCGUAUAGUUCGCCGAGAUGAGCCACUUGGCGCAACAAUAAAAUGUGAUCAUGGUGGACGGGUUUAUGUGGCGAGAAUUAUUUCGGGCGGUGUUGCUGAUCGAAGUGGUUGUAUACAAGAAGGCGAUCGAGUUUUGGAAGUAAAUGGAGAAUCGGUGUUGGAUAAGAAGCCCGAUGAGAUUGUUCAGUUGUUGAAUAAAUGCGAUGGUGGAUGUGUGACGUUUAAAUUGAUACCUGUUGAAGUUUGGCAUAAUCAUUCAUCGAAAGCACAUAAUAAUAACGAGAAAUCGCAUAUUCAUUUGAGGGCUUUGGUAAGAAUUUGAACUGAGUUUUGGGGGAAAAAUAGACUUGUAGAUAUUUAAAAUUAGUUAUCACAUAGAGCUAGAUGUGGGAAAUUUAAAAUUGCUCAAAAAAGGUGGAUUUGUGAGUCUGAAAGCUAAUAAUUUCUGUCUUAAAUAAAGCUGGAGAGUUGGAAUUGUUUUACUUUCUAUUCUAUUUUGCCACGUCAUAACUCUUGUAACAACAUCUAAAAAUUUAUCAAAAUUUUUCGAAAUUUUCUUAAAAAUCUAUACGAAUCUGAUUUUUCCAACACAAUCUUCUAAACUAUUUUUUUCAGUUCGAUUAUGAUGGUACAAAUGAUGCAAGACAUCCAUGUCCCGAAGCAGCUCUCAAUUUCCGACGCGGUGAUAUUCUUGAACUUCUUGUCUGUAAUGAUGAAUAUUGGUGGCAAGCUCGUCGACUUGGAAAUGGAGCAUUGGCUCAUUCGCGAGAAGAAUCAAAAGGUGUCGGAUUGAUUCCUUCAGAAUUAUUACAACAAAAAUCAGCGCGGCCUGAAGAUCGGAGGAAAAAUACGAGUCAGAAAUUGGUUGAGAAAGAUAUGGAUGAUUUAUUUUAUGAAUCGGUUUGUAAAUUGAAGUCUUCUUCUUCUUCUUCAAAUUCUCGACCAAUAGUUUUAAUUGGACCACCUGGAGUUGGUAGAAAUGAGCUGAAAAGGAGAUUAUUGAUGAUGUUCCCGGAGCGAUUUUCAACAACAGUUCCGCAUACAAGUAGAAGUGCCAGAAAUGGUGAAAAUGAUGGAAUUGAUUAUUAUUUUACGACGAGAAAGAAUAUUGAGAAAAUGAUUGAAAAUGAUGAAAUGCUAGAGUUUGGCGAAUUUCGAGGCAAUUUAUAUGGAACUGCUGUGUCGGCUGUGAGAAUGGCAAAAUUGAAGGGAACACCACUUUUGACACCACAUCCAUUGGCUCUAAGACAAUUGAGGACUUCGGAAUUUAUGCCUUUUAUUAUAUUUGUACAGCCUCCGACUUUUCACGACUUUAAGGUUAGUUUUUUUUUGGGGGGGGGGGGUUUAACGGGAGGCGGGGGAGGGAAGGAAAAAAGGGGGAAGCGGUUUGAGGGUGGUGAAAAUAUUAUCAAAAUAAAGAAUAUUGAUAAAAUUUGAAUUGGAAAUGAAUGUCGAAGUUUAAAAAAAUGCCAUGAAAUUCCGAAAAAAAAAACAUAAAAUAAAUGUUUAUCACAAGAGAAAAUAAUUAUUUUUAUUUUAUUUUUUGAAAUUUUUAUUCCGGUUUUCUUUCAUUAUGUGGAUUUUCGACGUUUUCUAAAUAAUUCUAAAUACAUGAAUGUUAUAGGAAACCCGCGAAGCAUUCCGUUCUCGAACCGCUCGAACUCAAUCAUCAGCCUCUUCCACUUCUCAAACAAUCAAUUCAAUGGGAAGAGCAUUCACCGAUUCAGAAAUUCGACAAAUCAUCGAAAAUGCCUCAAAUAUUGAUAGGAAUUAUGGGCAUCUUUUCGAUUCUCGUAUAACAAAUACAAAUUUAGAUGAUACAAUGAGUGAUCUGAUUAAAUUGAUUCAUAAUUUGGAAACAAAAUCAACGUGGGUUCCGCUGAAUUGGGCAACUCGAUGUGUUGAUGGAUAA
Messenger RNA from Caenorhabditis angaria, 2562 nucleotides. The record is from the annotation of a GenBank genome assembly. Lineage: Eukaryota; Metazoa; Nematoda; Chromadorea; Rhabditida; Rhabditidae.